AUGUUGGCCGCUUUCCUUUUCCUCAUCUAUGGCCUCAUAGCUGCCACUCCUUUUGCUUAUGCUCUGGGCACGAAAUGUUCUGCUGCAGUCACCUCCGGCACCGCUGCCGCAAGUGACCCGUUCUGGAUGCAGGAUAUCAAACAUCAAGGCACCUCAGCUUUCAACUCUGACCCGGCUUCGUACACCGUUUUCCGUAGCGUCAAAGACUAUGGUGCUGUAGGUGACGGUGUAGCAGACGACACAGACGCAAUAAAGUGUGUUUUUGCUCUUGAGUAUAACAUACGUGGAUCGUCUCAAUGUAUUUUACCCCGGCGGUCGUUUAUUUCCCUCAAGGGCAACACAUACAAAGUGUCAUCGCCUAUUAUUGCAUACUACUAUACCCAGCUCAUUGGCGACGCUCGGGUGCCGCCGACUCUUCUCGCGUCCUCGAACUUCAGCGGCAUGGCUGUUAUCGAUGCUGACCCCUACAUCCCCAACGGCUGGGGCGCACAAUGGUACAACGACACCAACAACUUCUUCCGCAGCGUCCGAAACUUCGUCAUUGACCUUACGGAUACUACGGCGACCGACGAUAGCACUGGCAUUCACUGGCAAGUCUCGCAAGCAACCUCGCUAUACAACAUCCAGUUCGAGAUGAGCACGGCCUCCGACACCGCGCACCAAGGUAUAUGGAUGGAGAAUGGUAGCGGUGGGUUCAUGGGAGAUUUGGUCUUCAAUGGAGGCAAGUAUGGAAUGUGGGUCGGCAAUCAACAGUUCACUGUUCGCAACGUUACCAUCAACAAUGCCAAGACUGCCAUUUUCGUGGAUUGGAACUGGGGCUGGACGUUCCAGGGUGUCACCAUCAAUGACUGUAGUAUCGGCUUCGAUUUGCAGACGGGCGGACUCACGGAGGAUGAUCAGACUGUCGGCGGUGUUGCGAUCAUCGAUGCCAUAGUCAGCCACACGCCGGUCUUCCUCAGUGCUUCCAACUCCAGCAACUCUCUCUCCGGCUCCGUGGUACUCAGCAACAUCCAGCUGACCAAUGUAUCCACCGCCGUCGGCGUCGUCAACGGCGAUGUUAUUCUCGAAGGCGGUUCGACCACGAUUGACAGCUGGGGACAGGGCAACAUCUACUCCGGCACGACUUCCUCCUUCACGUUCACCAAGGGUGACAUCGUCGCGCCGACGAAGGCCAGCAGCCUCCUGGACAAUGGCCAGAUAUUUAGCAAAGGAAUUCCUCAGUAUGCCGAUUACUCCGUGGACCAGUUCGUCAGCGUCAAGACCCUUGGUGCCACGGGCGAUGGCUCAACAGAUGACACAGCCGCGCUUCAGUCGAUCUUCGAUCAGUAUUCAGGCUGUUACAUCAUCUACUUCGAUGCAGGCACUUACAUCGUCACAAGUACCCUCACGAUCCCUGCCGGAACGCAGAUGGUGGGCGAAGCGUGGGCAACCAUCAUGGGCAGCGGAGACGCCUUCGAGGACCAGAAUACCCCGACGGUCAUGGUCAAGGUCGGCGAUGCUGGCUCCACUGGUACGUUGGAGAUCAGCAACAUGAUUUUUUCUACCAGAGGUCCUGCUGCUGGUGCUAUUGUCGUUGAGUGGAAUGUUGCUUCUGACACGCAGGGUGGUGCUGGGAUGUGGGAUACUUACAUCCGUCUCGGAGGAGCUGCUGGUACUGACUUGGAGGCUUCCGAGUGCCCGUCUGGCUCCGACUCCGAUUCAUGCUUCGCCGCUUUCCUCGGAUUGCACCUGACCUCCGGAUCGAACGCAUACCUUGAGGGCACUUGGGUCUGGCUUGCUGAUCACGAUCUGGAUGCCACUGCUCAAUCUCAGCUCACUCUCUUCAGUGGCCGUGGCAUUCUGUCCGAGUCCUCAGGGCCGGUAUGGAUGAUUGGGACAGCAGCUGAACACCAUGUGCUCUACCAGUACAACCUGGCUGGUGCAUCGAACCACUACAUGGGACUCAUUCAGACAGAGACACCUUACUUCCAGCCGUCUCCCUCUUCCCCGUCUCCCUAUACCUCCAACAGCAGCCUCAGCGAUCCUGACUUCUCGUCAGGUCAAACUGCUGCUUGGGCGCUGUACGUACAGAACUCAACGGACAUUCUUGUCUUCGGUGCUGGACACUAUAGCUUCUUCCAGGACUACUCGGAGGAUUGCCUCGACUCUUCGGACUGCCAAAGCCAGAUCAUCAACGUCGACUCAAAUUCGUCACUAUAUCUCUACAGUCUAGCGACCGUCGGAGCGACGUACCAGCUGAGCGUGGACGGAGCCGGCAUCAUCGCGGAGAGUGACAACGUCAAUGGCCUUCAAUCGACAGUCACUGCGUGGACACAGUGA
This is a messenger RNA of Laetiporus sulphureus 93-53, 2319 nucleotides long. Its product is annotated as glycoside hydrolase family 55 protein. The record is from RefSeq and is a predicted model, not a curated record. The transcript is spliced from 21 exons. Bases 1 to 2319 code for a protein of 772 amino acids. Lineage: Eukaryota; Fungi; Basidiomycota; Agaricomycetes; Polyporales; Laetiporaceae.